AUGCUCUCUCGAGGUCCAGGGCUUUUCUUGCAGGGAAAUUCAUCUGAUUUUGGGAAUAACUAUACCGGUAGGCGUCGCCGCUCCAGUUCUGUCAGCAUCUUCCUUGACGAUGAUGAAGAAGUGCGGGGCGGAAGAUUCAGCAAUAUUCUCGAUGAUCUCGUGAGUCAACAACAGAGUAUCCCCAGUGGAGGUGAAGAUGCAUUGCUGGUGCGAUUGGGUCUCAAAGUGGGCAGGGAAAGUGACGCUGAGAUUUCAAAUACCACAGCCGCUAAUAUUACCUUUUCUCUUGGUGCUGCGCCUGUUAAACCGAUUAUGAGUAAAUCGAAUGUGAAUAAGAGAAGGGGAGACACAGGUGUAAUGUCUAUGGGUAGAAAAGGAGGUCAUCGAGGAGGAAUUUCUUCCAUACGAAAGGGGAAUAAUGUAUAUGGGAAGAGUCCAUUACCAUCAGCUUCAUCUCAAGGGGUUGGUAUUGAUUCAGUUCGGGGUCGUCGUCUGAUUAUAAAUCCCACUGAAUCUCAACCUGUACCCAUUUCUUUAAAGAAUUCACAACGACAAAAACAACAACAAGAACAACAGAAACAACAGAAGCAGCAAGAAAAUCGUAGUCUCUCGCAAGGUACGACUGUUAAAACAGUAAGAUCAAUGAGAGGAGAAUCCAUGGGAUCACUGGGAUCUGUUUCUGAAAAGAGACGGUUCCCAUCAUCUGGAGCAAUAGGGGGUAGUCUUCAAAAGAAAGAAAGCUCAAAUAAACUGCUAAGAAAGAAAAGCUUUAUUGAGAGUAUAUCAAUUGAUGAUGAUGAUCCUUGGUGUCCAUUGUCUGGUAUGAAGAAAGGGAAAGAGGUGAAAUUAAGAGGAAAGACCGUACCCGUACUAAAGCCUCUCCCACCCAAGACAAUCAAAAAAUUCUAUACAGAAGAUGUAGCUACCUUUGAAAAUGGAGUUGCUAUUAGUCCUUCCCCAUUUCCCUCACAUUUAUCAGUAGAUAUUUUACAAUCUUCUCUUAAUCCUAUGCUAAUACUACAUGAUACACAAGGUGAAGAUUUCCCUUCACACUCUUUAACACGUCCAAUGGAGGAUUAUAGUUUUCCUGUAUCCAUGGGAACAAGUAAAGGACCCAAAAUUCGUUCCGUAAAUGCAUGGAUAGAACCUCCAUCUAAUGUACUAUUACCCGAUAAUACUGUAGUAAAAGAAGAUAAAAAAGAAAAAAUAACAGGACAACGUGAUAUAUGGUAUUUAGGAAGUCAUCAUGAAAGUACUGAUAAAGAAGGAACAGACUGGAUGCGACCUCUACAAGAAGCAGGAUUAACAAAGAAAAAAGAAUCAUCUAUGAUUACAGAGACUCCUGAUGAAUUACCAUAUCGUCGUCCUUGUGGUAUAGAUGAUGAUUAUCAAAGUAUGUUUCAAAAUUUACAACAGGUUCAUACUGGUACGCAUCCUACUAUUUAUUCUACUACUCGUAUGGAAGAUAUUAUAGAAUCUCAAGAAGUACAUAAACCUCCCAAUUCAUUUGCAGCCCGAUCUGCACUUCUCCGUGAACCUCAACUUUUGUUAGAUAGUGAAUUUCUUACAUCCAAAGGCUCUAGUGCACGUAUACCAGUACUAGGGAGUUCACGCCCACGAAAAGAUAGUCGUUGGAUUACAAUGUUUAGUGGAGGUGGAAUUCAUGAGUCUUCCACUCAGACAAUGCUACAGCAUGUACAGUUUGUUGAACUUUCGCAUGCAGCAAAAUUAUUAUAUACGGCUAUAUUAUAUCUUCGCACAUUAGGUGGAUUUCCAACAUUAUUACGUAUUACCCCACUUACUGUAAAUAGUACAGUAACAGGAAAAGAACAUUGUAUAGAAUUAACGUUUUCAUCUUCUACAGAAGAAGAAGGAAAAGGAGAAAGAGAAAGAGGAGGAAAAAGAAAAAGUACACAAGCUGAUCAUUCAAUUUCUUUAGCGGCUUCUAUUUUUGCUUCAGAAAGUUGGACUAACAACUUUAGUUCCUAUGGAGAAAAUAAAGAAGAACGUGUUGUUGUUUUACGAUCUGUUUUAGCAGAAAAAUCUGUAGUGGAACGUUUUGGACGAAGAGAGAUUGUCCACGUCCUUCCACCCUUACAACAAUCCCUAAAGCCAAUGGAUGAAAAUAAAGGAGUUGGUCUUGAUAAUACAGCCGUAUUGGCUUCUAAGAGUAAUGCGGUAAGUCGACUCCUUCGUGAAUUUGAUACUUCUUCCACUUCUUCUGAAGGGAUAACAGCUCAACAACGGUUUAAUAUUUUAAAUUCUGGAGCUGGAAAACAUAACUAUGGGGAUAUCGCAGUAGUCUUCUUAAUGAGUGCAGAGGCUUCAGAGAUGAGUGGUCCAUUACCAGAACCGAUGGAUCUCGAAGGAUUACGGUAUAAAGUGUUUGCACUUCGACAGCAUGAGUUUCGCGCCGCAAAUAAUACAAAGAAGAAUAACGUUAGUAUAUUAACGCAAGAUAAAAAGAAAGAACGACGGAGUUCAUUUGAAUUGGAAUUACUAAAGAUGACAAGUGAUCCUUUAGCAGACUCCGCAGCCGUAGAUGGAAUAACAAGAAGAAAAAGAAGAACCACAUUCAAUACAACAACAGAUAUUGAAUCUCUACAACGACGAUUCCCACCGUAUAGAGCCGUUACGGUUGCGGAGUCUACACUUGCCGCUAUUCAUGAUAAUACCCCACAUGGAAUACCAAGAGAUGAAUCUCAACAACAAAAACAAAAACGAAAACAACAAAAACAACGAGAGGAGUUAGAAGAAAUGAAUGAAGAAUGUGUGGUGCCUAAUUUUCAAUUAUUACGUCUACCACACUUGCAUGAAGAUUUAUUUGGUGCUGUGCAAUUUGCGUUAGAUGUUCAGGUUCGGUUGGCAAAAGAGAAAGCCGCUCAUGCACGUUUUUUUUAG
This is a messenger RNA of Trypanosoma theileri, 2901 nucleotides long. RefSeq lists its product as uncharacterized. The record is from RefSeq and is a predicted model, not a curated record. Lineage: Eukaryota; Euglenozoa; Kinetoplastea; Trypanosomatida; Trypanosomatidae. Bases 1 to 2901 code for a protein of 966 amino acids. The transcript has a single exon.